CCAUUUAUUUAAUAAACAUUAUGUGACGUUUUGAAAUCACUUAUCUAUCAUUUUUAAAAUAAAUUGUUAUUGCAGAUAUGACAAUGGUAAAUAAUUUGUCAAAAAUCUGUAGAGUUUGUAUGGAGGACGGAGUGUAUGAUAUUUUAACAUCAAUUUUCGAUGAUGAUUAUUCAGUUCAUAUAUCAGAGAAAAUAAUGGCUUGUGCACAAGUAAAGGUUAUUAAAGGAGACGGUUUACCUACAUUAAUAUGCAACAAAUGUGCAGAUAAAGUAAACAUUGCUUACCAAUUCAAACAGCAAUGUGAAUAUUCCGACCUACUAUUAAGAGAACUUGUUCAAAACAAUAACAAGGAAAUCAGUGAUAACGAUAUAGAAGAAUUAAAUAUUAAUCCAAGUAUGGGCUACAUAAUGAAAAAAGAUCCUUUAAACUCAGAUCACUCAGGUAAUAUUUACAAAAUGGAACCAUUAAUAUCUGAGAAUUUAGGAGCUGAAAUGGAAGUUGGGCAAAGCGAAAAUGAUCUAAAACAUUCAAAUACCAUAUUGGGAAAUAGUCCUCCUAUAUCACAUGCUAGUUAUGAAAUAAAUAUAUCCGGUAAUGUUUUUUAUGAAAGCACAGACUCUCCAUAUGAAUAUUUUAAUGAGAAUUGUUUAAGUCCUGAUAGAACUUUAGACCAAUUCACAGACAUAGAUUUAAAUUUUGAAUCAAAAUCUGAUCAAAUAUUGAAACGAAGAACGAGAAGACUGCCUAAAAAAUUGACAGAUAUUGAUACUUAUGUUUCUCCUAUAAGAAAGAAAAAUGUUAAAAUAAAAUGCCGUGUUUGUGCUGUUACUAUGUCCUCUAGUGCUAUGAUCACUCAUAUGCAAAAGGUUCAUAAUGAACAAGCAAUUUUUUGCAAAAUUUGCAACAAACAGUUUAGUGAAAAGACCGGUCUAGCUGGACAUAUGAAAUCACAUGCCAAAACAAAAUUAACAUGUAACAUAUGCGAGGCUACUUUCUUCUCAAAUUUGAAAUUAUAUUUGCAUAUGCAGAAAAUCCAUCACAACUCAUCUGGUUUAGAAAAUCUGGAGCAGGACAUAUUAGAUUUAAAAACAAAAAAGACCAGACCAAAAAAAUAUAUUUGCAAAUGCGGGCAUGCAGUAGCCACACCAGCAAAAUUGACAGCGCAUAUGAGAACCCAUAAAAAAAGCCAAAAUAAAUCCAAUAAUUCAUCAGAUAAUACUGCCAAUUUUGAUUCACCUAUAAAUGAUUUAGAGAAUGAUGAUGAAAAGAAAUAUCAUUGCACAAGGUGUUCAAAAUCAUUUCAUGAAAAAGGUUCAUUAGCAUCUCAUGAAAAGACACACGAUGGUUUAAAAGAGCAUGUUUGCAAAACCUGUGGAAGGGGUUUUACACAUUGCAGUGCACUAAGAACUCAUCAAAGGAUACAUAAUGGGGAACUACCUUAUGUUUGUAAUUAUUGUCAAAGGCGUUUUCGAUCUUCAGGCGAUAUGAAUGAACACAUAAGGCGAGCACAUACUUUUGAACGCCCGUUUUCAUGUUCCUACUGUGAUAUGAAAUUUGUUUCAAGCAGCGAUUUAGCACGUCACACGCGCCGACACAAAUUUAAUAUUUUUAAGAAUCAAACAAAAACUAACAAUUUAGAUAAUGAAAUUGCUCUUGAAUUGGAUUACUCUUAAUUUUAUCAAUGACAAAUAAAUGUAUCUAUUUGU
Ctenocephalides felis (cat flea) is the source of this 1706-nucleotide messenger RNA. RefSeq names its product zinc finger protein 529-like. The record is from RefSeq and is a predicted model, not a curated record. Gene Ontology annotation, biological process: regulation of transcription by RNA polymerase II. The transcript has 5 exons. Bases 78 to 1673 code for a protein of 531 amino acids. Gene Ontology annotation, cellular component: nucleus. Gene Ontology annotation, molecular function: RNA polymerase II transcription regulatory region sequence-specific DNA binding; zinc ion binding; DNA-binding transcription factor activity, RNA polymerase II-specific. NCBI's taxonomy places the organism in Eukaryota, Metazoa, Arthropoda, Insecta, Siphonaptera, Pulicidae.